This is a messenger RNA of Petromyzon marinus (sea lamprey), 1227 nucleotides long. The record is from RefSeq and is a predicted model, not a curated record. Lineage: Eukaryota; Metazoa; Chordata; Hyperoartia; Petromyzontiformes; Petromyzontidae.
CCAGUGUCCCCGUGUCUCCGUGUCCCCGUGUCUCAGGGUCCCCGUGUCUCAGUGUCUCCGUGUCUCAGUGUCCCCGUGUCUCAGUGUCCCCGUGUCUCACGUUGGGCCUCAUCUGGUGCGAUAUCAACAAAGUUUAUAUUUGUUUAGAGUUCAGUUCAAGUUCCUCCACGCAGCUCCAAGGAUCUUCAAAGUCUCUGGCUCCCUCACUGGCGCCGGGUCCCCGCGGCGACGAUGGCGUCGUCACGGAAACGGUCGUCACGGCUGCUGCAGGAUGACGGGGAUGUGGAGCAGCCGGUGAAGCUCGCGCGAUACACGGGGCUGAUGGAGCCGGCGGCGUUUGCGGACGAGAACGAGCGGAGCGGCGUGCAGUACGAGCGCAUCACGCUGGCCCAGGCUCGCCUCGGAACCCCCCUCCACCGUCCCGUGCGUGUCUACGCCGACGGAAUCUUCGAUGUGUUCCACUUUGGGCACGCGAGGGCACUGAUGCAGGCGAAGAAUCUCUUCCCCAACACAUACCUCAUCGUGGGCGUGUGUAACGACGCGCUGACACACAAGUACAAGGGCUUCACGGUGAUGGGCGAGGAGGAGCGCUACGAGUCGCUUCGUCACUGCCGCUACGUGGACGAGGUGGUGCGCGACGCGCCGUGGACUCUCACCCCGCAGUUCCUGCGGCUGCACAAGAUCGACUUUGUGGCCCAUGAUGAUAUCCCCUACUCGUCAGCGGGCUCCGAUGAUGUCUACAAGGACAUCAAGGCAGCCGGGAUGUUUGCACCGACGCAGCGCACGGAGGGCAUCUCCACGUCUGACAUCAUCACGCGCAUCGUGCGAGACUACGACGUCUACGUGCGGCGCAACCUGCAGCGUGGGUACAGCGCCAAGGAGCUCAACGUGGGAUUCAUCAAGGAGAAGAAGUUCCACCUGCAGAACCACAUGGACAAGGUGAAGCAGAAGGUGCGCACCGUGGAGGAGCGCUCCAAGGAGCUCGUGCAGCGCGUCGAGGAGAAAGGCAUCGACCUCAUCCAGAAGUGGGAGGAGAAGUCGCGCGAGUUCAUCGGGAACUUCCUGGAGCUCUUCGGCCCCGAGGGCACGCUGAAGCACAUGCUGCAGGAGGGCAAGGGCCGCAUGCUGCAGGCCAUCAGCCCCGGCAGCAGCCCGGCCCGCGAGCGCUCACCGUCGCCGCCAGCGCCGGCGUCACCGCCGCCGGCGCUCUCCCCCCCCUCCCCCCCC